UUAUUUCUUAAUUAUGACGCUGCUUUUGCUGUUUCAACUGAUUAUAGGAGAGGCUUGGUGGGAUUGGUGGUAUGUUGAAAUGAUAUUAGGCUUUUAUCGAAUUUGAGUUGGUACUUUUCAAGUUAAGUGAAAGAAGUGUGGUGAUGGGUUGACUCUAUGUUUACUGUGUAACUCAUGUUUGUCUCCCUUUUUGUAAGCCCUCUUUGGAGCCUCUUCGCCACUGUUUCUUGCUUGCUUCCCUUGGAAUUCCGACCCUCCUCAGAAAAAGGUAUAUGAAUUUCAAAAAUCUCUCUUCAAUGCUCUUCUAGACCUUGCCCCUAUUAAUUUUUAGCGUUUCCCUUUCCUCUCGGUGGAAAUCGCUAAGAGGUUAGGUUCAUUUUGUUGGCUUUGGGCACCGAUUAGGCCGAGUCAUGAAUAGGCCUUAGCUCCUUCUACACCUGGGGGUCCAUUCAGCCAUGGUUGGGUUCAUUUUGUUGGCUUUGGGCACCCCGAUUAGGCCGAAUCAUGAAUAGGCCUUAGCUCCUUCUACAACACCCGAGGGUCCAUUCAGCCAUGGGAUCAAUAACGGAGAACUUCUCAAUGUUCGACCUUUGGAGCUCAGAUUCACAUUUCUUCGGAUUCUCUGCUGCUCAACCAUUUCUUGCUCACAACGACGUCGCACCGAGUCUAACCUUGACUCAUCGCUCGACUCGCCUACUCAGCAACGCGGGAGUUUUCAUGGCCUUGGUCGAUCCCGAUUCCAGCUACGAUAAUCCCGAUUAUGUUGAGGUUAUUAUAGUGCGUCACGGUGAAACGGCCUGGAAUGCUGAUGGCAGAAUUCAGGGUCAUCUGGAUGUUGAAUUAAAUGAUGCCGGGAGACAGCAAGCCGCUGCAGUGGCUGACAGAUUAUCAAAGGAGCCUAACAUCUCUGCAAUAUACUCUUCUGACUUGAAAAGAGCUCUUGAGACUGCGGAGAUAAUUGCAACUGGCUGUGGUGGUUUAGAGGUUAUCAAAGAUACUGGUUUACGAGAAAGGCAUUUAGGGGAUCUUCAAGGUCUUGUAUUUCGUGAUGCUAUGAAAGUAUGUCCUGAAGCAUAUGAGGCCUUUGUGUCUCCAAGGAAAGAUCAAGAAAUUCCAGGUGGUGGAGAAAGCCGUGAUCAACUUUAUCAACGCUGCACUUCUUCAUUGCGGGGAAUUGGUAGAAAGCAUAAGGGACAACGGAUGAUUCUGGUCACGCAUGGCGGUUUCAUCAGGACGCUCUACAAGUGGGCUUGCCCAAAUGAGAAGUCCCCUGGGAAGAUACUUAACACAUCUGUAAACGUAUUUCGCUUGGCUGAUGGAGACAAAUGGACCUUAGAAGUCUGGGGUGAUGUCUCUCAUCUUGAAGAAACAGGAUAUCUACAGUCGGGUUUUGGUGGGGACCGAACCUCUGGUUAGUGGUUAGUUCAUCCUUCCACUACUCAUUUGGAGGAAAUGAAAUGCUUGGCAGUUAGCACCAUUAAGGCGCUAUUAUGGGCAAUUUUUUAAACCCGUUUUGGGAAUUGAUUCGUGCAUUAGACCUGUAAUUUUUUUUUAACAUUAUUCAUACAAAGAUUUUCCCAAAUUGCUGUUCAACAUUAUAUAUCAACUUGAGGAGGAAUAUCUUAUAUGUAGUAUGGUUCACUAGCAAAAAAAAAUCUUAGAUGUAGUAUAAUAAUUCUUCAUGUUAUUUAUGAGUUUGUUGGACUGAUCUGUACGAUUGCUAUAAAUGGUUAAUUGAUGUCUCCAUGAAUGAUGGUAGAUGUGA
This is a messenger RNA of Morus notabilis, 1765 nucleotides long. RefSeq names its product phosphoglycerate mutase-like protein 4. Lineage: Eukaryota; Viridiplantae; Streptophyta; Magnoliopsida; Rosales; Moraceae. The record is from RefSeq and is a predicted model, not a curated record. Gene Ontology annotation, cellular component: cytosol; cytoplasm. Gene Ontology annotation, molecular function: phosphatase activity. Bases 553 to 1416 code for a protein of 287 amino acids. The transcript has 12 exons.